Molecule: messenger RNA, 1670 nt
Organism: Nycticebus coucang (slow loris)
Lineage: Eukaryota; Metazoa; Chordata; Mammalia; Primates; Lorisidae
Gene: NEIL2
Product: nei like DNA glycosylase 2
Exons: 5
Coding region: 18-1007 (329 amino acids)
Biological process (GO): base-excision repair
Cellular component (GO): nucleus
Molecular function (GO): zinc ion binding; DNA-(apurinic or apyrimidinic site) endonuclease activity; damaged DNA binding
Source: RefSeq, a predicted model, not a curated record
CGCGGAGCUGAGCCGGGAUGCCCGAAGGGCCGGCUGUGAGGAAGUAUCACUGUUUGGUAUCCCCCUUUGUGGGCCAGCAGGUAGUCAAGACGGGGGGCAGCAGUAAGAAGUUCUGCCCUGCUGGCCUCCAGGCACUGUGGUUCCAGGACACCCAGGUCCAUGGAAAGAAAUUAUACCUUAGAUUUGAUCCAGAUGAAGAAGUGGAGCCCCCUGGUGACAACAACCCACUGCCAGAGAAUCCACGAAAAGGAGCACAGAGGAAAGAGGCCUGGGGGCCUGGCAGACAGGGGACCUGUGAUGGGGCCUUACAUUCUACAGAGCUUGUUGCUCCCCAGGGAGGUGAUGGCGCCGGCUGUUUGAGAGGAGACCCGCAUGCAGAAGGACCUGAGAGGUGGCUGCAGAUCCGUUUUGGUUUGUUUGGCAGUGUUCGGGUGAACGAGUUCUCUAGAGCAAAGAAAGCCAACAAGAAAGGUGAUUGGAAGGAUCCUAUUCCAAGGUUGGUCCUGCAUUUUGGUGGUGGUGGCUUCCUGGUAUUUUACAACUGUCAGAUGUCUUGGAGCUCUUCCCCCAUGGUUGAACACACCUGUGACAUCUUGUCUGAUAAGUUCCAUCGAGAACAAGCUUUGGAAGCCUUGGGCCAGGCCCGGCCUGUCUGCUAUACACUGUUGGACCAGAGAUACUUCUCAGGGUUAGGGAACAUCAUUAAGAAUGAAGCCUUAUACAGAGCUGGGAUCCACCCGCUGGCUCUUGGUUCGCUCCUGAGUCCUUCGUAUCUCAAGGCUCUGGUGGACCACGUGGUAGAGUUCAGUACAGGCUGGCUUCAGGGCAAGUUCCAAGGCAAACCCCAGCACACACAGAUCUACCAGAAAGAACAGUGCCCUGCUGGGCACCAGGUCCUGAGGGAGGCGCUCGGGCCCCCUGGCGGGUUCCAGAGACUCACCUGGUGGUGCCCGCAUUGCCAGCCCCAGUUGUCCCCUGAGAAGCUGGAGCAAUCCCAGCUCUCCUAAGGCGUUCAGGACCGUCUUCAGGGAAUCCUGCCUUCUGGGGACUUGAUGCCUGAGUGUGCAGAGAGGAGGGUGUGGGCGGGGAGCAGCGGGCAGGGUGGGCUGGGGCAUCAGUAUUAUCCAUAUUCAUCUCUCUGGAGUGGAGUCUGAGCAGAGUUCUCAGAAGAUUAGAUGUUUUCCUUUUCCAGUUGUUAAUUUUUCCUGCCCAAUUCUGCCGUUGUGCAGGAUGAGAAGAACCAUGACCCCAGGUAAGGGAAAAAGCUCCUGUGACAGGACAGUGACAACGAGAGCCUGUGGGAGAAUGCCUUGCUUCCAACAGUGCUUUGCAGAUGUUGUGUUUUGUUUCUGAAACUCCGAGGAAUAGGAAAGUAGGGUUUUCUUUCCUUGUUCCCCCUCAGAUCCACUGAUGAAAGUUCAGCUCCUGCCUGGCUGCUCCCGCUGGGACAGAGGCACCAAGGGGCAGAGAGCUGGCUACCUUCCUGGUGUAACCAGUGGCCUUUAUAGAAAAAUGACUUGUUUAGUCCUUAAGCUGAUAUAUUUGUGACUCUUAAUAUGUUGAACAAUUCAGAAUUCAAGGGUUGUAGGGAAACACCCCUCAUGUUGUUGGCAACUGCUAGUUGACACUAGUACAGAGACUUGAAAAUAAAGGUUUUUGUUAUUUUCUGU